Molecule: messenger RNA, 2417 nt
Organism: Brassica oleracea var. oleracea
Lineage: Eukaryota; Viridiplantae; Streptophyta; Magnoliopsida; Brassicales; Brassicaceae
Product: BTB/POZ domain-containing protein At5g67385
Exons: 5
Coding region: 476-2287 (603 amino acids)
Molecular function (GO): protein binding
Source: RefSeq, a predicted model, not a curated record
UCAAAUAUAUAUAUAGCAAACAUUGUAUUAUAUUUGUAAGAGAUAUACACACAUUUGUGGAGAGCAAUCAAUACUCUUUUCUACUUCAAUUUGGAAUUAUUUGUUUUUGUCCAAAGAUGUGUCUGGAUCCACUUGGAUACUUCUAAAAUCUUUAAAACCAAACCACUACCACACACAGACAGUCCUUAGACAGUUUCUCUUUAUCUUGUACUCUCCAUGACAAUUACUUAACUAACCCUCCACUCCUGUUCUGCCUUGUUCUUUGCUCUUGGUGUUCAGGGUAGUUUGUGGCUCUCUUUUUUCUCUGUUUGGUCGCAAUUAUUUGAUGAGAAGAGAGAAAUAAACUCUUUUAGGUUGAUCUUAUUCUCUCUCUUUACUACGUUACGGCACAUCUUCUUCAUGAGGACUUGAAAUAGUGUUCCAUGGUGGAUUUUUUGUGUCAUAAUUAAGAAACUGCGAGCAAAGUGUUCAUAAUAUGUCAGCAAAGAAGAAAGAUCUUUUGUCCUCAGCCAUGAAGAGAACUAGUGAAUGGAUAUCUUCUCAGGAAGUCUGUAGUGAUGUCACAGUUCAUGUAGGAGAAGCUUCUUUUUUACUUCACAAGUUUCCACUCUUGUCAAAAUGUGGGCUUAUCAAAAAACUUGUGUCUGAAACAAAAAACGAUUCAGAUGCUAGUCUUAUCAAGAUCCCAUAUAUCCCUGGAGGCUCUGAAGCAUUCGAGCUAACGGCUAAGUUCUGCUACGGUAUUAACUUUGACAUGAGCACAGAGAACAUUGCUAUGCUGCGAUGUGCAGCAGAGUAUCUAGAGAUGACAGAGGAACACUCUGUGGAGAAUCUCGUCGUAAGAGCCGAAGCUUACUUGAACGAAGUAGCUCUCAAGAGCUUGUCUAGUGCCAUCACCGUCUUGCACAAGUCAGAGGAAUUGUUGCCCAUUGCUGAAAGAGUGAAGCUUGUGAGCCGUUGCAUCGAUGCGAUUGCUUACAUGACUUGUCAGGAGAGCCAGUUUUGCAGUCCUUCUUCGAGUAAUAACAGCAACAAUGAGGUCGUGGUUCAGCAUCAGAGCAAGCAGCCUGUGGUUGAUUGGUGGGCUGAGGACUUGACCGUUCUUAGGAUUGAUUCGUUUCAACGAGUUCUCAUAGCAAUGAUGGCUAGAGGGUUUAAGCAGUAUGGACUUGGUCCAGUGCUCAUGCUCUAUGCUCAGAAGUCUCUUAGAGGGCUGGAGAUUUUCGGUAAAGGAACAAAAAAGAUUGAUCCGAAACAAGAACACGAGAAGAGAGUGAUUCUUGAAACAAUCGUAAGUCUUCUUCCUCGUGAGAAGAACGCAAUGUCAGUUAGUUUUCUCUCUAUGCUUCUACGUGCAGCAAUAUACCUAGAAACAACGGUUGCUUGUAGGCUUGACUUAGAGAAGAGAAUGGGGUUACAAUUACCACAAGCGGUUCUUGAUGAUCUCUUGAUUCCUUCUUAUUCCUUCACUGGAGAACACUCGUUGUUUGAUACAGAUACUGUUCAACGCAUUCUCAUGAAUUAUCUUGAGUUUGAACUCGAAGGAGUCAGGCUAAGUAACAAUGGUGUUGAUCAUGGUAGUGAUAUGGAACGUGUUGGUAAACUUAUGGAGAAUUAUUUAGCUGAGAUUGCUUCUGAUAGAAACGUGAGCUUGCAGAAGUUCAUCAGUUUAGCUGAACUUAUUCCUGAACAGUCUUGGGUUACUGAAGAUGGGAUGUAUCGAGCCGUCGACAUCUACUUGAAGGCUCAUCCGAAUAUGAGUGACGUAGAGAAGAAGAAAGUAUGCAGUUUAAUGGAUUGUCAGAAACUAUCACGUGAAGCAUGCGCUCAUGCAGCUCAGAACGAUCGUCUUCCAGUUCAGACCAUUGUUCAAGUCCUUUACUACGAGCAACAACGUCUACGAGGAGAAGUCACUAAUGAUUCAGAGGCUCUACCCCCACAACCACCACCACCUGCUGCAGCAGCAACUGUUCUUCCUCCUAAACUCAGCUCCUACAACGACGAACUAUCAAAGCUGAAACGGGAAAACCAGGACUUGAAACUCGAGAUUCUCAAAAUGAAGAUGAAACUUAAAGAGUUUGAGAAAGAAAAUGAGAAGAAAUCAUUAUCAACAACCAUGAGCAGUAAUCACAGUUCUCCAAUCUCAACUGCUUCCAUGGAUAAGCCUCCACUGCCGAGAAAGUCAUUCAUGAACUCUGUUUCAAGAAAACUCGGAAAGCUAAACCCUUUCGGCAUCACACCGGGCAGAACCAAACCACCCAAAGAUCGUAGACACUCUAUUUCUUGAAAAACCGUAUAAUAUGUUUAAAAUUUUUGUUGGGACUUCUAUGUUCUGAUUUAAGGGUUUUCUUUUCUUGUUUUCUACUUGUAAACAUUUGACUUUUUGUGUGUGUUUAAGAUGUUUGUUUGUACAUAAA